Molecule: messenger RNA, 1194 nt
Organism: Echinostoma caproni
Lineage: Eukaryota; Metazoa; Platyhelminthes; Trematoda; Plagiorchiida; Echinostomatidae
Source: the annotation of a GenBank genome assembly
AUGUGGUACUUAUCGUACCUGCUUGUUUCUUUGGUUGUUUAUGUUAUCGGAGCUUUUGAGUUCUUUGAUGAGGAACUGUUGAUCAAGGAUACUGGCACUGGCCACACCGUAUUUCACUUCAAUUUUGUUUCAAAAACUCCACAGUUCGAACAAACCAAACAACAUUAUGAUAUCAUUCCGAAAACCAUGUUUCAAUUGUUCUCAAAGUAUUCCAUUGAUGAAUUACAUCUAUCAAUGGUUCGGGGCUACUGGGACGAUGAACGAUGGGGUAGAAAUUUCAUUAUGGCGGCUCCGACGGGUGCAGAACUAUGGGCCUGGUUCACAAAAGAUACCUCAAAGUGGUCAUAUAGACCUCUGGGCGUGACAAAGUUGAAUGGGUCAAGGGAAGAUGCUCGUCGUGUGCGCUACGCGCAGAUGCCCGGCGAAGGCUUAUGCAAUGAAAAUCUCACACCUUGGGUCAAGCUUCUACCGUGCAAGGGUCUCAAAGGAUUAACCAGCUUAUUGUUACCUACUGCUUUGUUCCGCUCAAACUUUAAUGCUAUCAAGACAGAUUUACGUAGAAUCUGCUGGGACUAUUCCUGCUCCAAUUUGGGUUUCGAACUGAGGCAGUCGUUGACUGUUGUCUUUGAUCGACGAUUGUUGUACCCAACCCCUCUAACACCGUGGUCUCUAGACGGUCUUUUGGGCACCCAGAUCCAAGACGCGUGUAAAGCAGCAAGCUCAAGCAAUGUGUUUAUUCUGAACUCCCCCGUUCAGAUUCAAUCAUCCAUUCCAUUCAACACAACCGCAAAUCCCGCUGAUUCUCGUCUUCUAAGCACCCUGCCUUCCGCGCAGCUAGCCACCAAGAGUGCAGUGUUCUCUUCUAGCGCUCUAUCCAAGGUAUCUGCUCAGACAUUGCCACUAGUCUCUGUUACCAGAUACGUGACCGGCUCGGGCACGGCCGAUGGUGGAUUAAAAUCACUGCUGAUCAGCCGUGCGGACUUUUCUAUCCGAGUCGCCUAUUUGGAUUUGAUACCUUGGUAUACACAAGUCCUGUUCAGUACGUUAGAACUAAAGGUGCUCAAUCCGCAAACCAAACAAUGGGAAUCAGCGAUCCCUGUGGGAAAACACCGCAACGAGAAGGCAGCGAAUAAGGCUUCUUCAACAGAUGCUUGGUGGUACACGGGCCUUUCGUUAGAUGCAACGGAAGGGUGA